This is a messenger RNA of Pteronotus mesoamericanus, 987 nucleotides long. It is a transcript of the gene FAM78B, whose product is annotated as family with sequence similarity 78 member B. The coding region runs from base 28 to 813 and encodes 261 amino acids. The record is from RefSeq and is a predicted model, not a curated record. The transcript has 2 exons. NCBI's taxonomy places the organism in Eukaryota, Metazoa, Chordata, Mammalia, Chiroptera, Mormoopidae.
CCCGCGCCGCGCCGGCCGGGCGGCAGGAUGGGCUGCAUCCAGAGCAUCACCUGCAAGGCGCGGAUCCGGCGCGAGAACAUCGUGGUGUACGAUGUGUGCGCCACCAUCGACCAGUGCCCCACGCGCAUCGAGGAGACCUCGCCCAUCGUCCUGCGCUACAAGACCCCCUACUUCAAAGCCUCGGCCCGCGUGGUCAUGCCCCCCAUUCCCCGCCACGAGACCUGGGUGGUCGGCUGGAUCCAGGCGUGCAACCAGAUGGAGUUCUUCAACACCUACAGCGACCUGGGCAUGUCAAGCUGGGAGCUGCCCGACCUGAGGGAAGGGAGAGCGAAAGCCAUCAGCGACUCGGACGGCGUGAGCUACCCCUGGUACGGCAACACCACAGAGACGGUGACCCUGGUCGGCCCCACCAACAAGGUCUCCAGGUUCUCCGUCAGCAUGAACGACAACUUCUACCCGAGUGUGACGUGGGCGGUGCCGGUGAGCGACAGCAACGUGCCGCUGCUCACCAGGAUCAAGAGGGACCAGAGUUUCACUACCUGGCUGGUGGCCAUGAACACCACCACGAAGGAGAAGAUCAUCCUGCAGACCAUUAAGUGGAGGAUGAGGGUGGACAUCGAGGUGGACCCUCUGCAGCUCCUGGGGCAGCGGGCCCGGCUGGUGGGCAGGACUCAGCAGGAGCAGCCCCGGAUCCUUAGCCGGAUGGAGCCCAUCCCCCCCAAUGCACUGGUGAAGCCCAACGCCAACGACGCUCAGGUCCUCAUGUGGAGGCCCAAGCGGGGGCCGCCUCUGGUUGUGAUCCCUCCCAAGUAGAGGCCGGCUGGCCUGCCUGUGGAGCCGUGGGGACACGCAGCGAGGUUGCCCGGGAUGGCGGGAGCCAGACUGAGUUUCUGAGCCAAAGCAGACCUCUUGGUUUGCCAGCCCUGGCAGCCGCCCGCAAAGAGCAGGGCUGCUCCUUGGGUGGUAGAACCGUUCUCUUUAAGGAAA